CUUAUCGAAGAAAUAUUUCUAAGCUUUUAACUGGUUUACAUGGAAUCUUUAUGGUUUUGGUAAGCCAUAACUUCUUGUUUCUUUGCAUACUCACCCUUUGUUGUACUGGCAAAGCCUUUCCCUUUUCCUCUAAUCACCCAAAGAAGAUGCCUUUUAAUGGGGUCUUUAUCUUUGUUGGAAGUCCCUGACAGACACAUAACCCUAACUCUAAAGACCUUUAUCUCUCUCUUUGGUUAAAAGCUGAUGAACUAGAUCCCAAUCAAAUAUAGAACUCAUUGAAUAGGUUCGAUGGUAAAAGAAAAUGUUAUUAUUCCUAAUUUUUACUAUCGUUCGCACCGGCAUCUCCUCGAUACACAACCGAGCGGCGGCAACGGGACACGCCCUGGUUUUACCAAUGAAGUCAAUUUCGACACCAACAUGGUGAUCAUCCUAGCAGCUUUGCUUUGCGCAUUGAUGUGUGCUCUAGGACUAAAUUCCAUCAUGCGUUGUGCGUUGCGUUGUGGCAGACGGUUCGGUUUCGAUGCCUCCGAUGGGACCGCUACUGAGCGUCUACCCGCAUCGACAGGCCUUAAGAAGAGCGCGUUGCGACAGAUUCCGGUGGUUGUAUAUAGUCCGGGGAUGAAUUUGAAGGCUACGGAUUGUCCGAUUUGCCUUGGAGAAUUCAUGGAUGGGGAAAAAGUUAGGGUGUUGCCAAAAUGUAACCAUGGUUUUCAUGUGAGGUGUAUAGAUACAUGGUUGAAGUCAAGCUCGUCGUGCCCGACUUGCAGGCGGCCAUUGUUGGAUCGGACGACUAGCACUGAUGCUACGGUGGUGACCGGAGACAGGUUACGGCAACAGGGGAAUUCAUCAGGUGGACAACAAGCUGUUGUUGCAGUUGUUGCAGAUGAGGUUGAUUGAGCCUGAUCUUAAGGUUUCUUCGCCAGAUGACCAAAGGUCAUUAGGGGAUAUUAAGAGUAGCUUUUUUAAAUUUUUUUCUUAGUUUUCUUUGUGUAUAUGCAUAGGACAAUUAUUAAGAAUUUAAAUUGUGAUUACUAUCA
Molecule: messenger RNA, 1037 nt
Organism: Hibiscus syriacus
Lineage: Eukaryota; Viridiplantae; Streptophyta; Magnoliopsida; Malvales; Malvaceae
Product: RING-H2 finger protein ATL74-like
Exons: 1
Coding region: 289-897 (202 amino acids)
Biological process (GO): protein ubiquitination
Molecular function (GO): transferase activity
Source: RefSeq, a predicted model, not a curated record